Messenger RNA from Prorocentrum cordatum, 1776 nucleotides. NCBI's taxonomy places the organism in Eukaryota, Dinophyceae, Prorocentrales, Prorocentraceae. The record is from the annotation of a GenBank genome assembly.
GUUCAAGAUGGGCAUCUCUUUUGUUCUAUUUCACCACAGUCCGCUCCCAGACCACAGAAUCUUGUUUGAUCAGUGCAAUGAAGCUUGCGAAUCUCGUCGGGCAGCGAGCAACUGUCACCCUCCCGCGUGAAGCUGAGGGGAGAUCGGGCGAGUCGAACGGGCUCGAGCGUGCUGAAGCCUUCAUCGAGAAGUACCGCCUCAAGCUCGGCAGGCAUCCACCGGCCUGGGCCCCAGAGUCAGGAGGCCCGUCGCCGGCAGGAGGUGGUGGCGCGAGCCUCAGCUCCGCUUGAAAGGUUUCUCCAGGAGAGCACGGCAGGCGAGAAGUCGAAGGACAUCAAUCGUCGGGGGCUUCAGCGCUUUUCAAGUGGGCUGACGAGCACCAGCGGCCCGUCGGCAAACAGAGCAUCGGAGUCACGAUGCGAGAGUACUUUCUCCAUAUGUAUCAGCUAGGUUAUGGGCCGUCUGUCGGCCGUUCUGUCUUCUUCUUCGGGCACCUGCUGCUGCGCUCCGACAGCUGCGAGCUGGAGGGGUCCCAGCUCCGUGAUGUUGAAUGUUCGCUGGCAGGCUGGGCCAACAAAUCGAAGGAGGUCGUGAAGGGCCCCGCUCCCCAGGAGGUGUUGCUCGACAUGGGCCUAUGGAUGACGCAGAAUGGGCUUGGUGAAAGCGCCGCUUGCCUGGCGCUGCACCUGGACGACUACGGCAGACCCUCGGAGAGCAUCGAGUUGGCCGUCGGUAGCCUGCUGCCGCCCGUCCAUGGUGUCCGAGGCUCGCCGUCGCGUGAAUGGGGCGUGAUCUUCGCGCCCGCGGAGCUCGGGUUCGUGACCAAGACUGGCCGGGUGGACAAUUCGGCGGUGCUGGGCAGCCCGUCGCGGCAGUUGGCGCCGACGGUGGCGACCGCGCUGCUGGCUCGGGCUUCGAGACGGGCCUUCGAGACAGGCGCCCGCGCCCCCCGCGCUGCCACCGAUCCUGCGACGCCGCUGUUCCCCGGCUUGACGCUCGCGCAGUGCGAGCGGGACCUCCGCGACGCUGCGAAGGAGCUGGGGUGCGCCGAGUUGGGGAUCACGCCGCAAACGACGCGGCAUGCUGGACCGCCUCGCGACAUCUACCACAAGCACCGCAAUCUCGAGCAGGUCAGGCGCCGCGGGCGCCGGGCCGCCAAAAAGAGUGUGACGCGGCACGAGCGCCACGCCAAGCUGUUGAAGCAGUGCGCCAAGCUGGACUCGCGCCAGAUCGCCAGGAUGAAUCGGUCUGUUGACCUGUUCCCCGAUGCGGUGCUAUCUCACAUCCGAGCUGGUGAUUUCACUCGCUUCCGUGGCUAACGCCUAUAUCGCUGUGCCCGCCCGGCCCUCCCGUGUUUUUCGGGCAUUCUGCUCUGAUACCCACAUAUGGGCGAUAUGGGAUGCCGAGCUCGGGAGUUUUCAAUGCACGCUCAGUUUCGUCUGUGCCUCGCUGUUCUUUGGACGGAUGUGAUCGGAAAAUAAUUGCUUGUCUUUUCGCACUCAGAUGUUGUAGUCGCGCAGCCUAUCGGGUCCCGAUAACAAUGCCUUUCGGCUUUACCGACGGCCUCGGGAUUGCGGGAAGGCUCCCCCUGAGGCUUUGGGCGCGCUCGUGGGGCUUUAAGAGGAAUGCUAAAUCUUAUUGUGGUUUCCUCGCCUCCCGAUUGCGCGCCCGUCGGACACAGUCAAUGCUUGCCUGUGGCUGUUGUGUGCUCAAGCUCUCCCACCCACUGGCCUCCCACAGUGCAGGGGUGCCGAGCUCGGGAGUUUUCAAUGCGCG